AUGACCCCCCAUAAGUCUAGAAUCUCGUCCUCGGUCACGAACAAGAACCAUAACUGCUCUUUCUGCACUGAAUUAAGAGUCAGAGAUGAUGAAACUGGCAAUUAUUUGUCUAAUGAUCUCAGGCUGCUAUGCUGUUCCACAGGACAUGUCGGGGAAGUGAUCAUCUUCCCAGUGGAAUCCAACACUGCCCACGUGAAAGUGACUCCUGCGCUCAACAAGAUAUUCUUCUCUGUGACAGUGUGUCUGAGGUUCCUCUCAGACUACAACAAGGAACAGGCUCCGUUUUCUUUGGCCACUCCAUCACACGCUGACGGCUUUGUAUUCUUCAGAGGGGAUGGUAGGUAUAGGCUGUACAUCGGAGACAAGGGCGUCUUCUUCUACGGUCUGCCGACUGGGCUGAACCAGUGGCACUCCGUCUGCGUGACCUGGGACAGUGGCACAGGUCUGGCUCAGAUUUGGGUGAAUGGAAGACCGAGCGCGAGAAAAGCGCUUCAGGCUGGCGCGUCGAUCGCAGGAACCCCAAGCAUCAUGCUCGGUCAAGACCAAGACGCGUACGCGGGUGGAUUUCACGUGUAUGACGCAUUUUAUGGACACGUUACUGAUGUUCACAUGUGGGACACCGUGCUUUCUCCCAGCGAAAUUAAGGACUAUAUGAAAUGUGUAAUUUCAAGGCCAGGCAAUGUUGUCGACUGGACUAACAUGGAGUAUUCUAAGCAUGGUUACGUGAUUGUUGAGCCGAAGCAAACCCUAACCUGCCCCGAUUCAGAAGUAGCCUAACCAAGCCCACUUCAAAGGCUGGCUGUCAAGUCACUGAGUAUUCAAAAACUGACUCUGAUUCUUCCAAUGUAUAUAACUAUUUAGCAGGCUUGUGUUCUUGAAUUAAAUGUUGAAGGGAAAACAA
Messenger RNA from Clupea harengus (Atlantic herring), 901 nucleotides. RefSeq names its product serum amyloid P-component-like. The record is from RefSeq and is a predicted model, not a curated record. Lineage: Eukaryota; Metazoa; Chordata; Actinopteri; Clupeiformes; Clupeidae. The transcript is spliced from 3 exons. Bases 1 to 777 code for a protein of 258 amino acids.